Messenger RNA from Colletotrichum spaethianum, 243 nucleotides. RefSeq lists its product as uncharacterized. The transcript has a single exon. Lineage: Eukaryota; Fungi; Ascomycota; Sordariomycetes; Glomerellales; Glomerellaceae. The record is from RefSeq and is a predicted model, not a curated record. Bases 1 to 243 code for a protein of 80 amino acids.
AUGACGAACCACGCACCAGCGCCACCGCCUCAAAUGAGAGCUCCGCAGCUCCCGACGGCGUGGGAGAGGCACGCCGAGAUGAUGCAGCACAACUCUUCCAUCCGACACCCCGUCUUCUUCACGGAGAAGCUACGGCGGCCGCCGCCGUCGUUCGGGCCCGGGAUGGCCAUGAGUCCCGUAGCGCAUGGCUAUGUCUACCAGGACGGGCGGAGGGCCGAUGGGAACUCGGCGCCAAAGCUUUGA